Gamsiella multidivaricata is the source of this 1660-nucleotide messenger RNA. RefSeq lists its product as uncharacterized. The transcript has 2 exons. NCBI's taxonomy places the organism in Eukaryota, Fungi, Mortierellomycota, Mortierellomycetes, Mortierellales, Mortierellaceae. The record is from RefSeq and is a predicted model, not a curated record. Gene Ontology annotation, biological process: protein ubiquitination. The coding region runs from base 98 to 1579 and encodes 493 amino acids.
GAGUGUCGCACUUGCAGUCAAUUGGAAGGCACAGUGCACCUAUCUCAAAGUCUACCUUAUCGUCUUCGUGAGCCGAAAAUGGCUCGUUUCCUUCCUGAUGAUGGAUCGUGCCCUCUAUCGCCUACCCUUGAGUUUGAUUGAGCCGGAUCCUGACAUUGAUGACGAGCGCCACAAUAGAUUCGCUAUAUACACGAGCCACUUGUUCACUUGGCAUGGAUAUGCUAUGCUGUUCUUUGGAUCUUGCUACGUCUUUUUUUACGGUUUCCAACAGUACAAAUCAGCGGCGCCUGUGGUCACCGGUGUGGCAAUUGCAUUCGCUUGCAUGGGUCUAGUUCCGUUCUUUUCGCUCCUCCUCAUGAGGUUCGGCGCUUUGAUUCUUAUCUACGCGUUUUACAUCGUUUUUAUUUGCAUGGUAUGGCCCUUGGAGAAGUGCGGUCUAUCAAGACGACGUGCGAUUAGUCGUCGGAAUGGGGGCUAUCAAAGCGAGGGCAUCACCAACACCAUCGAUCUUCGACAAGUCGAACGACAAUUGGAGGAAGUAGAGAGCGGUGAAGCAGGAGGUGGGGGAGGCUUGGGCAGGACGGAUAGGGUCAAGGUGACGCCCGCUAUGGCAGCUAUACCGAUCGUCAUUUUCAGGAAGCCAACGGUGGGACUAACAUCCGAAGCCCACGAUGGGGACUUGAGAGCAAACUCUGGCAAGGCAGCUGUCAUUGCAUAUCAGACACGAACUAAAUCUGAGCAACGCAUCUUUCAGUCAUCUGCUGAAAUGGUGGAGGUGGUGGAUGAUUCAAAUAAGCUGACCAAAGAUAUUCUCUUGAAGCAAUUGGGGCCAUCUACUGAAUACGUACAGGAUCACUCUAAUAAUUCUGGAGUGAACGGUGACCGACCUGUUAUUAUCAAUAUACCCCUAUCCGUCAACGACAGCCCCAGCAACCGCAUCAAAAGGACAUCGGCCAGUAUCUCAGCGAUGGUAAAGCCGACGAAAGUUUCACCCCAGAGCCGCACUCCAGAAGUCAGUUCGAAAACAACAUCUCUUCCAGAAAUCGCCGGUGCACCAUCUGCUUUCCAUGAUGUCUCACAGACCUCGUCCACCAUAUCAUCGAUUCGAUGCAAUAUUGGACAAGAGAUGUCCGAACCCGAGGCCCAUCAGAGGCCUCCCACUCCGAUGCCGAGUCCCAGAGCCGCUCAACGUCUUCCGCAUGUGGCGCACCAGAACUCCUCAGUAGGCAAGAGUAUCAGCACCAGCAGUGGCAGCGACAGCCAGGUCAGCGUCCUUUCUUUGCCCGAUAGGCUUCCCUUGACAAGCGAGGAGGAUCCCUCGAACCAAGGCUCGGGCUCUCUGAUUCACACAAGCAGGAGCGAUGUCCAUAUUGUUUUGGGAUCUGGUCUGAGCGCAUCUGCUAGCUUUCCUGAAGACUAUCCUACGAUUGGUGAUGAGGAGUGCGCUAUCUGUUUGUUCGACUUUGAGGACGGAGACGAGCUGCGACACCUCUAUUGUGACCAUUUCUUUCAUCGCGGCUGCGUUGAUCGCUGGCUGUCCAAGAGCGCGUUUUGUCCAAAGUGUAAACGCGGCAUCUGAGCCGGUCAAUCAUUGUGUUGACCGGCGCAAUUUUUUUCAGGGUUUCUAAGUCAUCUCUGAGUAAUUGAUAUAGCAAGCAAC